CAAAAAUAAUAUUAAGUAAAAAUAAUUAAAAAAAAGAAAUAAACAACAGCACAGAUUCAUUUUCUUAUGGUACUGAAGGCACUUACUCAAAAACUACCAGUAAGGCUUUGCUGAGAGGUACGGCUGGAACAACUGGGCUUACUGGAUAGGCUCCCCGACUGCGCGGAGCCGCUUCCUCCCAGACUAGCGAAUACGAAAGUGCUUCGGAGAGGCCGCUCCGGUUCUGCACCAGGAAGGAGUCCGGAGCAUGAACUGAAGCGAUAAUCUCCCGCAGAAAGACAUCGGCGUCCUCAAGAACCGCGGUCGCUCCCCUCAUCGCGCUGUCAUUCUCCGGCGGGAAACAAAAAACAUGCUUUCUGCCUUUCGGGGACUUAACUUUCGCGCUGGAGAAGUGUCUGGGUGUUUGGAAGACACGUUGAAGCGUUUCUAAGAAGGUGCUCAUUACUUCCACGCCAGAAAGGAGUGCAUGCGUCUUAACCUGGGAGAUCAACUGGAGCAAAUUUGGAAGAAAAAUGUCCGAUCAAAGAUCAAGCUUUCUCCACAAAGGAGACAUCGUUUCACUGUAUGCGGAAGGCACGGUGAAUGGGUUUAUAAGCACUUUGGGGUUGGUAGAUGACAGAUGUGUGGUGCAGCCUGAAGCUGGAGACCUAACCAACCCCCCCAAGAAGUUCAGAGACUGCCUGUUUAAGGUCUGUCCCAUGAGCAGAUACUCUGCACAGAAGCAGUUCUGGAAAGCCAAGCAGGGGAAGCAGGGCAACAACACAGAGGUGGACUUGCUGAAGAAGUUACAGCACGCGGCCGAGCUGGAACAGAAACAGAAUGAAUCGGAGAACAAGAAGCUGCUCGGGGAGGUGGUGAAGUACAACAACAUCAUCCAGCUGCUGCACAUCAAGAGCAACAAGUACCUGACAGUGAACAAGCGGCUGCCAGCGCUGCUGGAGAAGAACGCCAUGCGCGUUUCCCUGGACAUCGCGGGCAACGAGGGCUCCUGGUUCUACAUCCAGCCCUUCUGGAAGCUCCGCAGCGAGGGGGACAACGUGGUGGUGGGAGAUAAGGUGGUGCUGAUGCCCAUGAAUGCGGGACAGCCCCUCCACGCCAGCAACAUCGAGCUGCUUGACAACGCCGGCUGUAAGGAGGUCAAUGCUGUGAACUGCAACACCAGCUGGAAGAUCACUCUCUUCAUGAAGUUCAGCGACUACAGGGAGGACAUCUUAAAGGGAGGCGACGUGGUGCGGCUCUUCCACGCCGAGCAGGAGAAGUUCCUGACGUGCGACGACUACAAGAAGCAGCAGCAUGUGUUCCUGAGGACCACGCUCCGCCAGUCUGCCACCUCUGCCACCAGCUCCAAGGCACUCUGGGAAGUGGAGGUCGUGCAGUAUGAUCCCUGCAGAGGGGGGGCAGGCCAGUGGAACAGCCUCUUCCGCUUCAAACACCUGGCAACGGGGAACUACCUGGCUGCCGAGGUGAAUCCGGAGUACCGGGACGAAGGCACGGAGCCCAGCACAGUGACGGAUGCCAACACCCCAGCCUCGAAGAAGAAGCGGCCGGCCGCAGAAAAGAUCGCCUAUACGCUGGUCUCGGUGCCCCACGGCAAUGACAUCGCCUCGCUGUUUGAGCUGGACGCCACCACGCUUCAAAGAGCCGACUGCCUGGUGCCCAGGAACUCCUACGUGAGGCUGAGGCACCUAUGUACCAACACCUGGGUGACCAGCACCAAUGUCCCCAUUGACACUGAGGAGGAGCGGCCCGUCAUGCUGAAGAUCGGCACCUGCCCUAAAAAGGAGGACAAGGAGGCAUUUGCCAUUGUCUCCGUGCCCCUGUCUGAGGUGAGGGACCUGGACUUCGCCAACGACGCCAAUAAGGUGCUGGAGUCCACCGUGAGGAAGCUUCAGGAGAGCAACAUCUCUCUGAAUGAGAGGAGGUUCAUCACCAAGCUUCUGGAGGACCUGAUCUUCUUCGUGGCGGGCGUCUCCAACAACAGCCAAGACGUGCUUUCCGUGGUGAUCAGCAAGCCCGACCGGGAGAGGCAGAAGCUGAUGAGGGAGCAGAACAUCCUGGCUCAGGUCUUCGGCAUACUUAAGGCCCCCUUCACGGACCGGACCGACGGCCCCAUGCUGAAACUGGAGGACCUGGGUGACCAGCGCUACGCCCCCUUCAAGUACAUGCUGAGGCUCUGCUACCGGGUGCUUCGACACUCACAGCAGGACUAUAGAAAGAACCAGGAAUACAUCGCAAAGAAGUUCUCCAUCAUGCAGUCCCAGAUUGGCUACGAGAUCCUAGCCGAGGAUACCAUAACGGCCCUGCUCCACAACAACCGCAAGCUGCUGGAGAAGCACAUCACGGCUAAGGAGAUCGAGACCUUUGUCAGCCUACUGCGCCGGAACCGGGAACCUAGGUUCCUGGACUACCUGUCAGAUCUGUGUGUGUCCAAUAAGACAGCCAUUCCCGUCACCCAGGAGCUCAUCUGCAAAUUUGUGCUCAACCCCUCCAACGCGGACAUCCUCAUCCAGACCAAGCUGAUCACCCAAUCAGACACCAAUCUGGAGAACGUGCUUCAGCAGGACGAGGGGGAGGAGGAGGAGGUAUGGCUCUACUGGAUCGACAGCCACAAGGAGCCGCACGGCAAGUCCAUCCGCCACCUAGCGCAGGACGCCAAGAUCAACCACAAGAUGGACAUGGACAUCAUCACCUACUACAGAUACCAGCUGAACCUCUUUGCCAAAAUGUGCUUGGACCGGCAGUAUCUGGCCAUCAACCAGGUGUCCAGCCAGCUGCCGGUGGACCUGAUCCUGCGCUGCAUGUUCGACGACAUGCUGCCCUACAACCUGCGCGCCGCCUUCUGCCGUCUCAUGCUGCACAUGCACGUGGAUCGCGACCCUCAGGAGGCCGUGGUGCCCGUGCGCUACGCUCGCCUGUGGAUGGAGAUUCCCACCCACGUCACCAUCCAGGAGUACGAAUACGAGUUCUCCAAUGCCACACGGGAGGAUAUGAAGAGGACAUUCACCCCAACCAUGGAGUUCGUGGAGGAGUACCUUAAAGAAGUCGUCAACUCGCACUAUCCGUUCGCAAAUGAGGAGAAGAAUGAGUUAACGUUGGAGGUGGUGCACCUGGCGCGCAACCUCGUCUACUUCGGCUUCUACAGCUUCAGCGAGCUGCUGAGGCUGACCCGGACGCUGCUGGCCAUUCUGGACAUUGUGCAGCAACCGCUCACCUACAUGGGCAAACUGAGCAAGGGCCUAGAGGGAGGUAACAAUGUGAUCCGCACCAUCCACGACGUCGGCGAGAUGAUGACCCAGAUGGUGCUGAGCCGGGGGCCGAUCCUUUCCCAGAACCUCCCCGACGCCCAGAACGGCCUGCUGCACAAUGUGCCUUCUUGCUUGGCCGACAGUGAAAAUGUCACGGUCAUGGACACCAAGCUCAAGAUUAUUGAGAUCCUCCAGUUUAUUCUCAGCGUUCGCCUGGACUAUAGGAUCACCUUCCUGCUGUCAAUCUACAAGAAGGAGUUUGGAGAGACCUCAUUGGCUGACCCGUCCAUGUCCAUGACGGACGCCACCCCCAUGCCUGUGUCCGACCCCGACUUCGAUGGUAUUGCAGCCCAGGCGGAGACCAUGUUUGCUGGAAGCGAGGAGAAGAGUGCUGUGGAGUUGGACGAUGAGGGUGGCCGGACCUUCCUGAGGGUCCUCAUCCACCUCAUCAUGCAGGACUACGCCCCGCUGGUGUCUGGUGCCCUUCAGCUGCUCUUCAAGCACUUCAGCCAGAGAGCUGAGGUCCUGCAGGCUUUCAAACAGGUCCAGCUGUUAGUGUCCAGCCAGGACGUGGAGAACUACAAGCAGAUCAAGGAGGGCCUGGAUAAGCUGCGGCUGACGGUGGAGAAGUCUGAGCUCUGGGUGGAGAAGAGCGGGAGCUACGGCAAUGAGGAGCAGAGCAAGGAACAGAUGCUAGAGUUACAGGAGGUUGGUAUUUUGAGUCCAGCGCAAGAUGGGAAACCUCAGAUCGACAGCAACAGAGCUAACAACUACACUAUAAUCAAAGAAAUCCUGCUCUGCCUCAGCAAGCUGUGCUCUCCCAGCAAGAAGAGCCCAGUGCAGCAGCAGAGGCUGCUGAAGAACAUGGGCGCCCACACCGUGGUGCUGGACCUGCUGCAGAUACCCUAUGAGAAGACCGACGAGAAGAUGAACGAGAUCAUGACCCUGGCGCACGCCUUCCUGCAGAACUUCUGCCGUGGCAACCCGCAGAACCAGGCCCUGUUGCACAAGCAUCUCAACCUCUUCCUCACCCCCGGGCUCCUGGAGGCAGAGACCAUGAGGCACAUCUUCAUGAACAAUUACCACCUGUGCAGCGAGAUCAGCGACCGCGUGGUGCAUCACUUCGUGCACUGCAUCGAGACGCACGGCCGCCGCGUGCAGUACCUGCGCUUCCUGCAGACCAUCGUCAAGGCUGACGGCAAGUACGUGAAGAAGUGCCAGGACAAGGUCAUGACGGAGCUGGUGAACGGCGGCGAGGACGUGCUGGUCUUCUACAACGACAGGGCUUCCUUCCCUGUGCUGCUGCAGAUGAUGUGCUCGGAGCGCGAGCGCGUGGAUGAGAACGGGGCGCUGGCCUACCACAACACGCUGGUGGAGCUGCUGGCCGCCUGCACCGAGGGCAAAAACGUCUACACCGAGCUCAAGUGCAACUCGCUGCUGCCCCUCGACGACAUCGUCAAAGUGGUCACGCAUGAUGACUGCACCCCCGAGGUGAAAACUGCCUAUGUGAACUUCUUGAAUCACUGCUAUGUGGACACUGAGGUGGAGAUGAAGGAGAUCUACACCAGCAACCACAUCUGGAUGCUCUUUGAGAACAUUCUUGUUGACAUGGCCAGGGUGUGCAACAGCACCACCGACAGGAGGCACACGGACAGCGUCCUGGAGAGGUACGUGACGGAGAUGGUCAUGGCCAUCGUCAAGGGCUUCUUCGGCUCCCAGUUCUCCGUCAACAACUCCAACCUGCAGACCCACCAGCCCAUCUUCAUCCAGCUUCUCCAGUCCUCCUUCCGUUUACACAACUGCACCUGGAUCAGCGCGUCGCAGAAGGCCAACAUCGAGGGCUGCAUCCGGACUCUGGCCGACGUGGCCAAGAACCGCUCCAUCGCCGUCCCCGUGGACCUGGACGGCCAGGUGAACACGCUGUGCUCCAAGGCGCAUAUCAACAUGGUGCAGCGCGCCGCCAAGGGCUGGAGGAUGUCGGCCCGCACCGGGCCGCGCCGGGAGCCCAUUGGGGGCCUGGACUACAAGAACAUCAUCGAGAAGAUGCAGACUGUGGUGGCCCGCCUGGAGGAGCAGUUCCACCCCAAGGUCCAGGCUGAGUUCUCCGUGCUGGUGGACGUGCUGCACAGUCCCGAGCUCCUGUUCCCUGAGACGGCCCGGCUGCGCUGCGAGAGCGGAGCCUUCAUGUCCAAACUGAUCAAUCACACCAAGAAGCUGAUGGACAAAGAGGAGAAGCUGUGUAUUAAGGUCCUACAGACACUGCAGGAGAUGCUGGAUAAGAAGGAGAAUUUUGAUGAGUUGGGCACUAAUUUACGUAAGAUCCUCUUAAUGCGCUACUUCGGAAAUCAGCGGCUCGUCUCCAAAUCAGACUUCGGGGGCGGGAGCGGCUCUUCCGGAUCGUCCCCCCAGCCGGACUGUGACAGGUCCGGCUCGUGCAUGAUGGACAUCCAGUGCCUGCUGGACAGUGUGGGGGUUCCGGAGCUGGUGAUUGACCUUAUCGUCAGCACGAAGAACGACAGGGUCUUUGAGGAGAGCAUCUGGCUGGGCAUCGCGCUGCUGCGAGGAGGAAACACACAAAUACAGAAUUCCUUCCACCGUCAGCUUCACAAGCAGAAGAAGUCGGAGACAUUCUUCAGAGUUCUGUACGACCGCAUGACUUUGGCACAGCAGGAGAUCCGCUCCACUGUCUCCGUCAACAUGUUUGAGUUGAGCAGCAGGAAGCGGGAUGAGGACGGGGAGACCACCUCCACCAGGCAGAAGAACCCAGGGAAGGAUUCCGUCCGACACCUGAAGGUUGACAUGAGGGGCCAGCUCAAAGAGGCCUCCUCAGCAACCUCCAAGGCCUUCUGCACCAUCCGUAAGGAGAUCGACACGGACGGGGACUCUAACGGCGCCGGCAGCGACGUGGGGGAGGAGCUCAUGGAGGACACGCUGAUGAGCCCGGCCAUCGUGGUCAUGAAGCCUCUUCUGCGGUUCCUGCAGCUGCUGUGCGAGAACCACAACAGGGACCUGCAGGACUAUCUGCGCAACCAAAACAACAAGACCAACUACAACCUAGUGUGCGAGACGCUGCAGUUCCUGGACUGCAUCUGUGGCAGCACCACGGGGGGCCUGGGCUUGCUGGGCCUCUACAUCAACGAGAGGAACGUGGGCCUGGUGAAGCAGACCCUGGAGACCAUCACCGAGUACUGCCAAGGCCCCUGCCAUGAGAACCAGACCUGUAUAGCCAAGCACGAGUCCAACGGAAUCGACAUCAUCAUUGCCCUCAUUGUGAAUCCCAUCAACCCACUGGGGAAGCAACGCAUUGACUUGGUGAUGGAACUGAAGAACAACGCGUCCAAGCUACUGCUGGCCAUCAUGGAAAGUCGCCAAGACAGCGAGAACGCGGAGAAGAUCCUGGACAAGAUGAGGCCCAUCGAACUGGUGGACGUCAUGAAGGAGGCCUACAGCCAGGGUGUGGAGAGCGAAGCUGACAAUGAGGCUGGCGGUGACCAGAUCCUGCCCAGAGACGUCGGCCACAACAUCUACAUCCUGGCCCACCAGCUGGCCCGGCACAACAAAGCUCUUCAGCAAAGCCUGAAGCCCAGACAGGACCCUGACUCCGACGGGGAUGAGGCAUUGACGUACUAUGCCAACCACACCGCCCAGAUUGAAAUCGUCCGGCACGACCGCACCAUGGAACAGAUCGUCUUCCCCGUGCCCAACAUAUGCGAGUACUUGACUGAGGAGUCCAAGACGCGGGUCUUCUGCACCACCGAGCGGGACGACCAGGGCAGCAAGGUCAACCACUUCUUCCAGCAGUUCGAGGACCUCUACAAUGAGAUGAAGUGGCAGAAGAAAAUCCGCAACAACCCGGGCCUGUUCUGGUUCUCACGCCAUAUGUCCCUUUGGGGCAGCAUCUCCUUCAACCUGGCCGUGCUGGUCAACCUCGCCGUAGCCCUUUUCUACCCCUUCGGAGACGACAACGAUGAAGAGGUUUCUUUGGUCUCGGGGCUGUUGAUUGGUCACCAGCGAAAGGCAAGGCAUCCCCAGACCCAACCCCUCGCUGCUGCCCUGUGCCCACAUGUCUUUCAGGGCGAGCUCCCGCCACUGGUGUCCCUAAUGCUCUGGGCUGCCGUGCUGGUCUGCACCGUCAUGCUCUUCAUCUUGCCCAAGCCGGGGGGGAUCAGACCCUUCCUGGUGGCCGUCAUCCUACGCUCCAUAUACACUCUGGGCCUCAGACCCACACUGGUGCUACUGGGAGCGGCCAACCUGCUCAACAAGAUAGUGUUUCUGGUGAGCUUUGUCGGGAACCGUGGGACGUUCACUCGAGGCUACAAAGCCGUGAUCAUGGACAUGGCGUUCCUCUACCACGUGGGCUACAUCAUCGUCUGCACGCUGGGGCUCUUCGCCCACGAAUUCUUCUACAGCUUCCUGCUGUUUGAUCUGGUGUACCGGGAGGAGACUCUCCUAAAUGUGAUCAAGAGCGUUACACGCAACGGUCGCUCCAUCAUCCUGACGGCCGUUCUGGCCCUCAUCCUGGUCUACCUCUUCUCCAUUGUGGGCUUCCUUUACCUCAAGGAAGACUUCCGUAUGGAGGUGGAGCCACUGUCAAACACAGGCAAGAGCUUGGUUCCGAAGGAUGGCGUGGCUCCACCUACGUGCCUCAAGGAGAACUGCAGCGCAGAACCCCCGGCGUUUGUCGCAGACGAGGAUGACGGAAACAUGGAGCAGAUGUGCGACACCCUGCUGAUGUGCAUCGUGACCGUGCUGAACCAGGGCCUGCGGAACGGAGGAGGCGUGGGCGACAUGCUGAGGAAGCCCUCCAAAUCCGAACCCCGGUUUGCUGCCCGCGUGGUCUACGACCUCCUGUUCUUCUUCAUCGUCAUCAUCAUCGUGCUCAACCUGAUCUUCGGUGUAAUCAUCGACACUUUCGCCGACCUGAGGAGUGAAAAGCAGCGCAAGGAAGAGAUUCUGAAGACCUCCUGUUUCAUCUGCGGACUGGAAAGAGACAAGUUCGACAACAAGACCGUUUCCUUUGAGGAGCACAUUAAGUCGGAGCACAACAUGUGGCACUACCUCUACUUCCUGGUGCUGGUGCGAGUCAAGGACCCCACUGAGUACACCGGCCCGGAGAGCUACGUAGCCCAGAUGAUCAAGGAGAAGAAUCUGGACUGGUUUCCUCGCAUGCGGGCUAUGUCCCUGGUGAGCAGUGAGGGUGACAGCGAGCAGAACGAGAUCCGCAUGCUGCAGGAGAAGCUGGAGAGCACGGUGGGCCUGGUGACGCAGCUGUCGGCCCAGCUGGCUGAGCUCAAGGAGCAGAUGACAGAGCAGCGGAAGAACAAGCAGAGGAUGGGUUUCCUGGGGCCUCCAGUGGCCAACCACCAGGUCUCGGCCCACUGAAGAACUAUCCCCCCUCUCCUUCAAGGAGGGACUCCCCUGAUAUGGCUGCCAAGGCCCAGGGCACACUGAGAGCAGGUGACCUGGCACGUAGUGGCGGACAGUCCUAUUGGAUACACUCUCUUUACAUGUAUUACUGACCUCCUGUAACACACACACACACUCACACAGACACACCUACCAUGGAAUGGCAGUCAUAUUAGGACAUGUCUGGAUGAAAGGCAAAGAAGAAAAGGUGUCUUGGUGUCUCAAGGAAUCCUGGCUCUUCUCUUCAGCAUUGCCCAUCUUUCCUACCAUUUCUUGUAUUGUAUGUGUCUUUGUUUUACAGCAGUGUUGAAUUAUUGGGUCCAAAAUUGGUUAAGGGCUGGACUCCAGGCGAUUCUGACCUACAGGGGAAUCAUUUUAUCCUCUUGACUGGAAAUUUUCUGGGUUUUUAAAAGAAUAACAUUCUUAACAUUCUUUCUUUUAUGGCUGAAACGUUGCUUAGCCGUGUACUUUUGGGUAUGAUCUGCAUGUUUGCAUUUGAACGAAUGGGCAACAUGGUCUAACACACCAGCCACAGCAUGAAGAAGCCGGCUGCCUGCUACGCCGCUCGGAGAUGGUGUCAGGCAAGCUGGGAGGACUGGGAUGACUGGUGGAUGGGUGUCAUCACGACCCAGCGACAUGGAGUUGUUUCAGACAGCGCGUCCAUCAAGCAGGACAACACCACCAAGCCUGUCAGACACUCCUUUUGCCUUUGGCCAAGUACUUCUUUCUCCUGGAUGAAUUUGGAAGUUCGAGAAAUCCACCAGAAUGCCAGUCACAUGUUCUCCGGUCCCAUCUUCAGUACACGGUUGAGUCGUGCACCAUGACAGAUUUUGCCCCCUUGGUAUUCUCAAUUUUGUGUAAUGUGCCUUCUCUCUAAAAUGAGCUGUACAUUGUUCAUAAAAUAACAUUAAUAUGUAUAUUUAGACUGAGAUGUAUAUUUAAUGGAAUUUACUUGAAUUACGGAAGACUGUGUAUUACAGAAAAAACCGUGGUGGCAGCAAAGAAUUUCUCUGGAGAUAUUUUGGUCGACGGACGAUCGGAACAGACUGUCCUGUGAGGGCUCACUGAAUCGCGGCUGUGGGCACCUGGGGGGGUGGGGGAGGCAUUGGUAGUGCCUGUGUUCUCACUGUAGUCUUCGCACGCUACCACUCACAUUGCCCUCUACGGCUUACAUACGGUCGCGGGGACGCAAGGCAGGUUUACUCAAGUGUGACGUGGAAUGUACCUUAAGAGGGACCCCCCCACCACCACCACCACCUAACCUAUCACCCCCACAUCUCAUUCUAAAAUAUGACUCUUUCAGCCGUCACUCGCCUAAUGAAUGCGCCCCCCCCACCCCACCCGACACGCACAGACACGUUGUUCCAGUAAAGAAACUGAAGCUGGUCACUGUCACACGAACCACAGCAGCAUAGUGAGAACAUAUAGUCACCCCCGGCAUCCAAUACUCAUAAAACAAUCUAAACUUUUUCUGUGCUGUCAGAUUAAUAUUUUUAAAAAUAAAGUGUUCUGAUAACAAUUGUA
Molecule: messenger RNA, 10175 nt
Organism: Paramormyrops kingsleyae
Lineage: Eukaryota; Metazoa; Chordata; Actinopteri; Osteoglossiformes; Mormyridae
Gene: itpr2
Product: inositol 1,4,5-trisphosphate receptor, type 2
Biological process (GO): calcium ion transmembrane transport
Cellular component (GO): membrane; endoplasmic reticulum
Molecular function (GO): inositol 1,4,5 trisphosphate binding; inositol 1,4,5-trisphosphate-gated calcium channel activity
Source: RefSeq, a predicted model, not a curated record